Messenger RNA from Funneliformis geosporum, 240 nucleotides. NCBI's taxonomy places the organism in Eukaryota, Fungi, Glomeromycota, Glomeromycetes, Glomerales, Glomeraceae. The record is from the annotation of a GenBank genome assembly.
AUGCUUCGGUAUUUGCGUUCAGAUGCGACCCCCCUAUCUGCUGAAGAUAUCCAGGAUAUUAUUAAAGCUAAAAAUUCAACGAAGCGGGCAUCAGAAGUCAUGGCUAACAAAUACAAAAUAUCAACACGGCGGGUGUAUCAAAUUUGGAGAGGAGCUCACCCACCAAUAGACCCUAAAGAUAUAAAACCACUGUCAGAAGAACCUGGUUCGUAUCAGCAAGCGGAUCCUGUGGAAUGCAAU